AUGAAUUCCGAGCAUUAUUCUAAUUGUUUCCAGUGCGAUCCUUACCAAAUACGAAGUCUUCAGCAGGAGAAGACGGCCGAAAGAGGAGGCUGUGGAGGGGAUGACCCGGCAGUGUGGCUGCCAGGCACGGGCAGUACGUACCGGACCAGGCUAGCUCCGCCGCCGGGACCAUUUUCGCCAGGCUGCUCAGAGCUGUCGUCAACACCACUCAACUCCACGACCCAGCUGCUUCCAUCCGCCUCCAUCACCCCAACCUACGCCCCUCCAAAUCGCCACGAAAACCGCCGCCCGCGACAGCUUUUCGACGACGCCAGCUCAACACUUCAUCCUGACAUCUUCAGUAACGUUUACAGCAUCACAAUGGAGCGCUUCAGGAACAUGCUCCAGUCCCAGGGCCUCGGUGGCCUGGGCAGCCAACCCGGAACGGAUAACACACAGCUUAUCGACAACUCCGAGACCGUCUACAUCUCCUCCCUUGCCCUCCUCAAGAUGCUGCGACACGGCCGCGCUGGUGUUCCCAUGGAAGUGAUGGGUCUGAUGCUGGGAGAGUUCGUCGACGACUUCACGGUACGCGUGGUAGAUGUUUUCGCCAUGCCCCAAAGUGGUACCGGCGUUAGUGUAGAGGCGGUCGACCCUGUUUUCCAGAUGAAGAUGAUGGACAUGUUGAGACAAACCGGAAGACCUGAGGCCGUCGUUGGAUGGUACCAUUCCCAUCCUGGUUUCGGAUGCUGGCUUUCAUCCGUCGAUAUCAACACCCAGCAGUCCUUCGAGCAGCUUACCCCGCGUGCUGUCGCCGUCGUCGUCGACCCCAUUCAGUCCGUCAAGGGCAAGGUUGUCAUUGACGCCUUCCGCCUGAUCAACCCCCAGUCCCUUAUGCUUGGUCAAGAGCCCCGGCAAAGCACGAGUAACUUGGGCCACCUCAACAAACCCUCAAUCCAGGCCCUCAUCCACGGCCUGAACAGACACUACUACUCCAUCGGCAUCAACUACCGAAAGACGGCGCUCGAGGAGAACAUGCUCAUGAACCUGCACAAGCACGUUUGGACCGAGGCAUUGGAGAUGAACGACUUCAGACACGAGGGCGACUGCAACAAGGAGCGCUUGGAGCGCCUUGUCAGCCUUGCGGAAGGCUAUGAGAAGCGCGUCAAGGAAGAAACCGAAUUGACAAAGGACCAGCUCAAGACCCGCUAUGUCGGCAAGCUCGACCCCAAGAAGCAUUUGGAGGACGUCGGCCAGCAGCUGAUCGAGGACAACAUUGUGUCCGUCUCGAGACAGAUGAUCGACAAGGAAGCGACGAUGCCUAAGAAGGACGGACCGGCGGGUGGCAAGGAUCAAUCGAACGGUGACUCGAUGGAUGUGGAAGAGGAGUUCAUCCCGGUGUGCUCAAAGGCGAAGCGCAUGCGAAUUCACGUUGUUCUCUUACAGUCCCAGAACAUCCGAGAAACACAGAUCCGAGUCUCAAUCCCAUUGUCGCCUACUAAACAACAACUUCUAGAGGCAAAUCAAGAGAACCUAUUAUCCAGCUUACCCGUUUCCUACCACUUGACAACAACAUUUCCUUGCCUCCCUGUAUUGCAUCUUCACGGCAUGAAGUCUCGGCAAACUGACAAGAGUUCUCAUUUGAGGUAUACUUUUCGAUUUCCCGUGUCGACUCGCCUCCACUUCUCGAGAAACCGCACACAGCGGACAGCUUCUACGACAGGUCUUUUCGACUUUCCCCUUGAAAGUCCACCAGGUUUGACAGAUACGGCAUCCCGUCAGCAUCAAAGUCGGUUCCCCGUCGUCGAAUUCUUGAAACGUCUAUCAAGCCGCUGUCGCGGUCUUACCAGGAGCAUGGCCUCGUCUCCCUCGCAAACGUCUGGACAAAGUGAGAGUCAACCACUGCGAUAUAACACACCAAGUAAACCGCAUGGCUCUGGAGCCAACGCAGCCCCAGAGUCUCCGGCAGAGUCGUAUCUGCAUGCACCCAGCUCCUCGCUCCCAAGACCCGACAUAAGCCCCGCAUCAACUCACCAAGUUCUUCACCGCCUUGGGAGCACCUUCUCACAUGUACAGUAUGCUGUUUGCGGCGACGCAGCGCUGAUAGCAUACGGCCAUGGCUCUCGUUCCCCGUCCCACGUUACAAUCAUCUGCCCAGCCUACGCCCAAGAGGUCAUGAAAGCGUGGGCGGCUGCCACCAGCGGCAUGCUCAACUACCCCGGCGAACCAGACACUCUUGGCGUCUCCGAUGAAGAAGGGCAGGUGUGGCCCGUUAAAAUGAGGACCAUGGCGUUUGAGCGUAGCUUUGAGACGCUGCCGACUGUAAGUCUCUGCUUUGGGGAUGACUCCUCUCCCACAACCAUCUUGACUAUGCCGGCUCUUGUUAACGAGAUUGCGCUUUCAUACGUUGUUGACAGGCAUAUAGAGGAAGAAGGAUUCCUGGACGAGCUUGCAGUAGACCUGGUUUGGCUCUUGCAAAGUAUCAUUGAAGACGGAAGUCCAGAGCAAAUGCUCAAGGAGCAUGACGCACCCGCCAUCAGCAACCCUAUCUUCUGGUAUGACUUCACGGAUGCGUAUCCCGAACUAGCUGGACUCUUCUACGAUGCUGGAUAUCGACCUGAGGGGUCUGGGGUAGACGUGAGCCAGGUGAGUGAUAUGAUACCGGCCGAGCUACGAUCUCUACCCCUGCGAGAGAUCAUUACGAGAGGUAGGAGUCGCCGUGGCGGCAGAUCCGAUGCCAAGCUGUGGCGCCAAGUGCUGGAGGGGCCGAACUUGACCAGGGCGGAGCUCAGGAAGGUGAUUCGGGACCAUCCGUCGUACAGGCGCAAGUCGUCGGGUUAUGGAGAUUUAGAUGACCAAUCGUGGGCUCCUCGUUCAUACAGCCGUAGGCCUUUGAGGAGACAGCAGAGCCAAGCGGCACCCUCGUCGGUGGUUCCUUUUGGAGACAAGAUCUCUAACUUCUUGUUCGGACAUUUCACUUUCUCCUCCAUCUUCUGUUCUGCAGCAGCUGUUUACCUUCGAAUGACUUACCCAUUUCUUUGUCACGUUAUUUCAAAGUACCUUAGUGUUGUUCCCCAGGCGCUCUCUAUGCCCCGAGGGCUUUUACAAAGAAGAAACCAGAUAUUCUGGUCUAAAGUCCCAUGGUCCCCAUCUAACUUGAACGCCAUUAUCCCUUGGCUGUGCAGACCGACCCGGUCUCUUUGCAUCAUACUCGCUUGUAAAGAACCAAAAAACAAACGAAACCUGUAUUUCCAUCCCAAUUCGCCCCGCUGGAUAUGGUGA
This is a messenger RNA of Colletotrichum lupini, 3261 nucleotides long. Its product is annotated as Mov34/MPN/PAD-1 family protein. Gene Ontology annotation, biological process: protein deubiquitination; proteasome-mediated ubiquitin-dependent protein catabolic process. Bases 1 to 3261 code for a protein of 1086 amino acids. The transcript is spliced from 9 exons. Lineage: Eukaryota; Fungi; Ascomycota; Sordariomycetes; Glomerellales; Glomerellaceae. The record is from RefSeq and is a predicted model, not a curated record. Gene Ontology annotation, molecular function: proteasome binding; metallopeptidase activity; protein binding. Gene Ontology annotation, cellular component: proteasome regulatory particle, lid subcomplex.